GACCUCCUCCGCUCGCCAUUUUCACCAAUCUACCACGCCAUUUCUUUAAUUGCCCCCCUCACCCGUUUCUGCGUCGCGUCUUCCUGCGGCCUCAUCCAGCCAGCCUUUAAUGCCACACCUGCAACAUCCACCACCUUCCUUCCCCCCUUUUCCUUUUACUCCCAUCUCCUCUCUCUCUCCCUCCUCUGGUUCCCCUUCGCCAUUGCUGCCACAGGCUGGAUUCUUCUCGAGCUUUGCUACGCGCGGUUCUUUGCUUGACGAAUGAGUGGAUGGAGCUUCUGCUGCACAAAGAGGGAGAAGGAUUCGUCUACAGUUGCUGAUGCCUAGCAGUGCUCUACUCUGAUGCGGUACAGCUCCAAAUUUUAGCACACUGCCGCCAUGGUUUCCACUGGUCUGAGUUUAGAGAUGACGAAGAAGGUUCUUGGCCUGGCAUUGUGGGUCUGGAUUGCAAUCGGUGUAGUCGCUCUCCUGGUGGCCAUUCUGCUGAUGAUAUGUAUCUGGGCGGCGUCCCGUCGCAAGACAAAGAGAACCAUGGAGAACUUGAGCCAGACACAGAUCCCCAUCUACUCCAAGGAGAUCCCGGUAGACAGGGUGGGCGGUGGGCGCAGCCUUGCGCAAACGAUGCAUGAACGUGAGCAGCCUAGCUUCCCAACGCAGGACAAGCACGCCGUGAAUCGGGAGCCGGGGAAGACAGUGGGGCAUAUGGCACUGAGCAAGUCCUUGGAUCAUGAUAACGUGAGCCAGGGAAGCUCAGUGUGCAAUGUGGACCGGGUUGGUAGUGUGCAUUCUGGUGAAGAUGGCGGCUCGGGGCAAGGCAGGAAACCGUAUUCUCCUGCGGCGUUCGUCUCCGCGUCGCCCCUCGUUGGCCUUCCCGAGUUCUCUCAUCUUGGUUGGGGUCACUGGUUCACUCUGCGCGACCUUGAAUUCGCCACCAAUCGCUUCUCAAAGGAGAAUGUGCUUGGAGAGGGUGGUUACGGAGUUGUGUAUCGUGGCCGUCUGGUGAAUGGAACCGAGGUUGCCAUAAAGAAGAUUUUUAACAACAUGGGGCAGGCGGAGAAGGAAUUCAGAGUGGAGGUUGAAGCUAUUGGCCAUGUACGACAUAAGAAUUUGGUCCGUCUGCUGGGAUACUGUGUUGAGGGAGUGAAUAGGAUGUUGGUUUAUGAGUUCGUGAACAAUGGUAACUUAGAGCAGUGGCUUCAUGGAGCUAUGCGCCAGCAUGGUGUUUUUACCUGGGAUAAUCGCAUGAAGGUUGUUAUAGGCACUGCAAAAGCACUUGCGUACCUUCAUGAAGCUAUAGAACCAAAAGUUGUACACCGGGAUAUAAAGUCAAGCAACAUCUUGAUUGAUGAUGAAUUCAACGGCAAAGUCUCUGACUUUGGAUUGGCCAAGAUGUUAGGGUCAGAUAAAAGCCACAUUACCACCAGAGUGAUGGGAACAUUUGGAUACGUUGCACCUGAGUAUGCUAAUACUGGGAUGUUGAAUGAAAAGAGCGAUGUUUAUAGUUUUGGUGUUCUCUUGUUGGAAACUGUGACAGGAAGAGACCCUGUUGACUAUAGCCGCUCUUCCAAUGAGGUCAAUCUUGUCGAGUGGCUUAAAAUGAUGAUAGCCAACCGGAGAGCAGAAGAAGUGGUUGAUCCAAUCCUCGAGGUUAGGCCAACAAUUAGGGCUCUUAAGCGAGCUCUGUUGAUCGCACUAAGGUGUGUUGAUCCUGACUCUGAAAAGAGACCUAAGAUGGGCCAGGUUGCUAGGAUGCUUGAGUCUGAAGAAGUUCCAUUCCGGGAGGACCGGAGAAACCGGAGGAGUCGCACAGGAAGCAUGGACAUCGAAUCUAUUACAGAGGGAACAAAUUCGGCUGAAUUUGCAAUCAAGGUAGAAAGGACUGGCAGCUCAAGAUCAGACCGGUCUCAGACCUGACGUUUACGAGUCUAUCUUGCAUCAUGGGCACUCAUGCUCGUUGAUCAGUCCGAGAAAUGAUGUUCAUCACUAAGGUGAUUACCUGUAGGAAAUAUUAGUGGGUUAAUGAAGGCACGCCCAGAUUUUACUAGCUGAAGUUUAGGCCGAGCUGUUAGAUCGAGCAGAAGCAUUCUUGUAGGAAGAAUUCCCUGGUAUUUUGUUCAAUUGUUGUGUGCUGUAUAUGUGUGUGUUGGUGACUGGGAUGAUCAUGCUUGUGAACCGGGAUGUUCCUGCAGUUUGUGACAGUGGAUUGUUACCCUGUGAGUUCUGUUUUUUGCGUGCUUC
This is a messenger RNA of Triticum dicoccoides, 2238 nucleotides long. Its product is annotated as probable receptor-like protein kinase At2g42960. The record is from RefSeq and is a predicted model, not a curated record. Gene Ontology annotation, molecular function: protein kinase activity; ATP binding. Lineage: Eukaryota; Viridiplantae; Streptophyta; Magnoliopsida; Poales; Poaceae. The coding region runs from base 379 to 1914 and encodes 511 amino acids. The transcript has 9 exons. Gene Ontology annotation, biological process: protein phosphorylation.